Molecule: messenger RNA, 1891 nt
Organism: Girardinichthys multiradiatus
Lineage: Eukaryota; Metazoa; Chordata; Actinopteri; Cyprinodontiformes; Goodeidae
Gene: tbpl1
Product: TBP-like 1
Exons: 7
Coding region: 220-783 (187 amino acids)
Biological process (GO): DNA-templated transcription initiation
Molecular function (GO): general transcription initiation factor activity; DNA binding
Source: RefSeq, a predicted model, not a curated record
CUCCUCGUAACGUCUUAUUAUUGUGAAAAGUGGAACCGGAAACCGAUAUGUUUUCCUGGUUUAAUCUACAUUAUUUUUUCUUUUUAGCUUGGUUGACUUUAUUUGAGCCUGUGUAACUACAGCGGGGUUGCAAAGGAGCCUCUUCUCCUUAUCACUUCUUUAAGUUAUGAUGAGGAAAGAGUGAGAAGGAAGCCCCGGCGGUCCUCUACACACUUCUCCAUGGAGUCCAACAACGAUGAAGCACUUGACAUUAUUGUUACAAAUGUGGUGGCAACUUUCAGGACCAGGUGUCACCUCAACCUGCGCAAAAUUGCUUUAGAAGGAAUCAAUGUGAUCUAUAAGCCUGAAGUAGGGAAAGUGCUGAUGAAACUCCGGAAACCCACGAUAACCGCUUCAAUUUGGUCCUCAGGGAAAAUCAUCUGUACUGGAGCAACAAGUGAGGAAGAGGCAAAGCUGGGUGCUCGCAGGUUAGCUCGCUGUCUGCAGAAACUUGGCUUUAAGGUCAGGUUUUCGGCUUUCAGAGUUGUGAACGUGCUCGCAGUGUGCUCCAUGCCGUUUGCAGUACAUCUUAUAGACUUCACAAAGAACAACCGACCCAUUGCCAGUUAUGAACCUGAGCUCCAUCCUGCUGCUACGUAUCGAAUAAAAAAUCUGAAGGCUACAGUCCAAGUGUUUUCUACUGGAAGCCUCACAGUAACAGGACCAAAUGUGCAGAACGUUGCAUCUGCUGUGGAGCACAUCUACCCACUACUAUACGAGUGUCAGAAGCCCCGCUGCAAAUAACGGAAAACUGCGGAAGAGACCCGAGGGAAUCCAUGCGAGAACAUGAAAAUGAUCAGGAAGCACCUUAUCCUUGGGUAGAUGCUGCAGCAGCAAGAAGUAUCGAAACCACCUGAGAGGCUGGACUUGAAUCUCAAAAUCCUAUUUACCGCCUGUUGGAGUUGGAAAGAAGAUGGUUGCUUUGUGUGUCUUUUUGCAUGGACACAGAAAACCCCUCGACAAUGUUGAAGAGGUCAUCUUCAGCCGUAUAUAUAUAUAUAUAUAAGUCCUCCUUUUGUGUUUUCUUAAUAAUAAUCUCCGUCCAUUGGUAGACAUGGAUGAGAUAUCCACCCCAUAUUGUACCAUUUUUUUAAGCUUACAAAUUCAAUUUGGAAUGUAUACAAAUUUAGAUGAGAUCCCAAAAAUGCAUCCAUCUUGAUUUUGGUUUUCCUUUUAAUGUUUGAUUAUCUGCCUUUUAUUCAAAAUGAUCAGACAUUACUUUGUGUCCUUUCCUCAUAGUUUUACUCUUUUGUUAAACUUGUAUAUAUUUAUUCUCAUAUGAUGGAUAGUGUACUAGUGUAAACUAUCUCCUACAUGUUUUUAAAUGUGAAUUUUAUUGCAGGUUUUCACAAUACUUGAGUGUUUCGGAAACUGAUUCGAUUUCACUUGUUUCAUUGACAUUCAAAGCCAUCUUUUUAUUGUCCAAAAAAUAAAGACGUCAUCAGAAGGCUUGCAGUAGCAGUUGAUGUAAAAACAUUGUAGUAAAAUAAGCAGCCACCCCAUGGAGAGUUGCUUGGAAGCAGUAAUACUGGUCAGAAAGGUGUAAUACAUUCAUUAUAGAGUUAUUACAAUGAAAUACAUACAGGCAGCACUGAAACAGCAUGAUAAAUAAACCCUACAGACAGAAAACAAUGUUUUCAAGGUUGCAUAACAGCUGAGUCCUCUGUUUAAGCUUUGCAUCACUGAGGCAACUUGUACUGUAUGUGAAUAAUGUAGGCAUCUCCUGCUAAAGAUGUUGAGACAUAACUUGCUUUUUAUGUGUGACUGAGUACUUUCUGAAUCAGUGGCAAGUAAAAAUUUGUGACACUUGAACUUUUGUAUUCGGUAUAAAAAUAAAAGGCCAUUAAACAAC